Bombus huntii is the source of this 4629-nucleotide messenger RNA. RefSeq names its product knirps-related protein-like. The coding region runs from base 753 to 2027 and encodes 424 amino acids. Lineage: Eukaryota; Metazoa; Arthropoda; Insecta; Hymenoptera; Apidae. The record is from RefSeq and is a predicted model, not a curated record. Gene Ontology annotation, molecular function: zinc ion binding; DNA-binding transcription factor activity; sequence-specific DNA binding. Gene Ontology annotation, biological process: regulation of DNA-templated transcription. The transcript is spliced from 3 exons.
AAGGCCCAUUCGAGGUAUACUUACGAGAGCGCACGAGCCUCAUCCAGCGGACGAACGAACGAACGAACGAUCGAGCGGCCGACCGAUCGAGCGGCCGUCCGAUCGAGCGAACGAAGUGGGACCGUAGAAAAUAAUUGGAGGUGGGGGCUGAUUCAAGAAUCGACGUGGACACCCUCGCCAUCCAAAGUCAUUCACCUAACGGUCAUCGCCGCGUCAAGAAUCUUCUUCUUGUUCUUCUUCUUCUGCUGUCAUGUCUUCCGUUAGUCGAUUUGAUCAAGGGGAUACCCGGACGUGUCGUUAAAUAAUUAGUCGAAAGAAGAGCAAACUCGAAGACGGUUGACCCGGUUUUUGUUUGGAGAAUAAUUUGAAAGGAUCAAAGUGUUGUUUCGAGGUACGACGUGAACUGUUGUCGCGGGCCUUUAAAUUCUAUUUCGGCCUUACGAAUUCAUGUGAUCGAACUGUUACGGGAAAGAUUACAACUGGUAAGUCGUACAGUGAAAUCGUCUUUGGUGUAUUCCGUAGGAGGAGAGAGUGAGUUUACAAGUGAACUGGAUUUAUCUAUCGGAUGAUUCCCGAUAAGUUCGUGAUACCCGACGCUCCAAGUGAUUGCGUAGAAAUGAUCGUCAGUGUCGCGGAUCUGUUAAACAUCGUGAUGACAAAGUGUCAUGAUGAACGCUAUAUCGUAAUUAAGUAAAGGAUCAUCCUUCGAAGAUGUCGUUGAUGAAUCUCGCGUAAUCGUUUCCGUCUUCAAGAUGAAUCAACAGUGCAAGGUGUGCGGAGAACCCGCGGCAGGCUUCCACUUUGGCGCGUUCACCUGCGAGGGCUGCAAGUCAUUCUUCGGAAGAUCCUACAACAAUCUAAGCAGUAUUACCGAAUGCAAAAAUGGUGGAGAAUGUGUUAUAAAUAAAAAGAAUCGAACAGCCUGCAAGGCUUGUCGUCUAAGGAAAUGUUUACUCGUGGGCAUGUCAAAAUCUGGUUCGCGAUACGGCCGCAGAUCAAACUGGUUCAAAAUUCAUUGUCUGCUACAGGAACAACAACAACAACAACAACAGCAACAACAACAGCAACACUAUCAACAGAAUCUUCCUAACCAACCAUUGACGCAACAACGAAAACCUAUGAGCCCGCCCAUUGGAAUUCAUCCAGCCCAACGAAAGGACGAUGUCCUGAUGCUAAGUUUGGACGACUACAAGAACUCGACAUCCCCCAGUAUUAGUUCCCCGGAAUCGCACAACAGCGACAGUUCCGUGGAACUAUCCGAAAGAAGAGCAGCCUUCUCGGGUCACCCAGGCUUUAGACCGUUGCAUUCACACCUACAACCCUCCGUAGCCGAUCUGUCAGCGCUCAGCAAAGAAAUGAUGAGUUUACCCCUCGGGUUUCAUCUCGGUGGAAUGUCUCUGAUUCCACCCGCGUUUCUACCACCGCCGAGUCUCACCAUGUUCUCACCCUAUCAUUUAUACGCAACGUCACACGGAACUUCUCACCCCUUGGUACCAAAUCAUUCUUCGAAUCUACUACAACACUCACCCAUCGUUGAAGACAUGACCAGUCCAAUCAGUCCCUCUACGACCGCUACCACUACCACGACCAUUAGCAUCGAUAAUAAACACUCGUGUGCAAAUAAUAAUAAUAAUAACAACAACAACAACAACAACAACAAUGAUAGAUAUGCGCAUAACAAUAAUGUUCAGACGUCGAGACAGAGUACCUCGCCGAGCGAAGAAACUGGAGAGACGUAUACCAAGAGAGUCUAUCUGGACGCAGUGUUGAAGAGUCAACGAACACACGCGGAAGGUUCUCCAAUAGUGAAGGAACAUUCGGAAAGUGGUUCGCCACUAUGCAGUCCAGGAUCGGAAACGGACCUUCCACCUCAAGAUAACCCUAUGGACCUAUCUAUGAAAAGGACGGCCACACGAAUUAAUGAUGCAACAGAAGAAGACGAGAUAGACAUGGAGAGCGUGAGCGAUCGAGGCAGUCCCCCCUUAAAGAAGAAAUCAGCGCCCAUAGAUCUAACGACGAGAACCUAGAAUUGAAAUAUCGUUUGUUCGUUCAACGACAGACGGAAUAAUUCGUCUCGAGCGUCGAAAUAAGUUAAUCAAAAACCGGUUGCCAAAUACGGCGUGUGAUAUCGUAAUAAAUUACAUUUUCCUCCCCCCCCCCCCCCCCCCCGCCAUAACUGACUAUCUGUACGUUUCAACGCACGUUCAAUAAUGGAGCGAGUUUGCCAGAACCGCACAGUAUCUUUAAUUGCGCUCUCUGACGAAGUAGGAAUUAUCGGAUCAGGCUCUGAUUGCGAGAUACGCAUGGAGACAAAUCAUUCGCGCCGAAUAGUUGAACGCAAUCCCGCAUAAAUAUCCACGGAGACUGGAAGAACGAAGGAUUAACGUCUCAAUUCCGGGUAAUCACGGCAAGGAUCGCGAGUCACCGAUCGAUGGCUGGUUGUGUAAUAACCAAUCGACUUUAACGAGAGUCCUCCGCUUUAAUUAACGAGCGCGCGCGCUCGUGCGGCAAUCACAUGGGGUAGACAAAGACAAGAGACAAGGGAGUCAGGAUGGAGAAAAGAGAAAGAAGAGAAGAACCCGAGAACCUGGCACUGACGCAUUUGCAGAAGCAGGAGAGCAACGACGGAGUGCAACCGUAGUGCAUCGGUUGAUAAACACGUCAAACUGCAGGGUGCACGUGUUCGGAACGUGCGUUACAAACCGCCGUACACGUGUAGAACGUUGCCAACCGUUUUAUCUUACAAGCGUUCGACGCCUGCCAAUGUAAACGCCUCCGUCGCUGCCGCUCUACCGCCCCUUCUCUGAUUUUGUCCCGCACCUAUUUACACAUCCUUGCGCCUGAGGAAUCUCCACCGAUAUGAGAAUUGUAAUCACGACAGGCCUUGCUCGAUUUUGUUCAUGGCGAUUCCAGAACAUUUCGGUGAAAUUCCUCAGUGCCCUACCAUUAUUGCAGGAUCGCGCUCUCGCUGAAACAACGUGGACGAUACUUUUACGAUCUUCGUUGUCCAAGCAUAGCUUGCUCGAACACAGAUUUGCUUUUAGUAAGACAUUAGAUCGUGCACGAUUCACGCCACGUCGCGCGAAAUGGAGCUCUUUAAUUCCUUUGAGAUGCUUGUGUUGGGUCGGUCCUCUAGGGAAAUUUUCACAGACCUGACUGCGACAAUAUUUUGAAACAACGAACAAUACUGUAUAUUUGAGGACAAUCCAAUAUUUCAACGAAAGUAGUAAAAGCGUAGAUAAUCGUACAUAAGAGGUGUGUAAAUAUGAAUGUAGUAAAAACGAAUGCAUUCGCAUUAAAUACACUUCGUUAAGCACGAACGGUGCAACGAAAAGAUAUUGUCAAUAGUUUUCUAUCCUUACCGCUAAUUAUAAAAAUAGUCAACAAAUGGCCAGUAUUUCCUUUAAUGGUUAAUAUCCUUGAUCAUAUUGCGAUACUGAACACAUGCAAUUUUCCCUACUUGACUUAACACUAACCUUACCAGAACCGGCCAAAUGAGACCGGUUUCAAAGUUUAAUUUAAAAUUGUAUUUACAUUCAUUGUUAUUUCUUGUUUUUCAAUUUCUGUUAAUAUAAGAAUUUACAUAAAGUUAGAUGAACAGAAGACCGAAACCGGUCUCAUUUGACCGGGCCUGGUAAGGUUAGUUUAAAUGAUACUUAUGUCGUUAUCACAGGCACGCUAUGAUUCCAUUUGUAUCGAAAUAUUUCAGGUAGCAAAUAAACAGAGAACGGAGGUGUAAAUAAUAGUUAGGUAACUAGGACUUGCGUGAACGGGACCCGGGCCAGUAGGUACUUACUUGUAUAUAGCUAGUAGAUAUUAGCGACUAAUCGAUCAAUUACAAUGCUCGAAAUAAUUAGAGAAAUAUGAUUAGGAUUACUAUGACAAUAACAAAUACUAUAUGCAUGCUGCACAUUGCAAAAGGUAUUGGUUACCAUAUUCUAAUAACACUAAUUAAUUUGAGCAAUGUACUUUACGAGUUUAAAUAAUUAUAUAAAUCAUUUUUCGUCAAAAGAAAAUGAAUGAUAAAUGUAAUACAUUACAAUGUACUUAAUGUAAUUAUCGACGUAUACGUUACUUACAAAGCCACGCUAUUUCACAAGUAAAGUACAAAUCUAUGAAUUCCUGGGCCCUCAUAUUUGUAAAUACAAAUUACAUUUAAAAACCAUAGCAGUGGAGUUCCAAUACCUAGGUUAAUGUAUAAGGCUGUUGGUGAAUUGAACAAUUUUUAUCAGAAUAUGCUCCCGUUUUUAGCGAUAUUGUUGGAAGGAUACUAACUUAGCGUUGUUGAUCAGUGAACACUCUUUAAAACGGCUCUACGACGACUUACAAUGUAAUAAUUAUUAGAUAAAUAGUAAAAUUAUCGAUUUAUUAGAGUUACAGGCACCAUUCACUGCCGCGCUAAACUAGUUAAUAGAGCGUUAAUUAAGGCGUUAAUAUAGACCAAGCUAUUUUACAGAAUUUUGGUACAAACAAAUGCAAAUGAUAACGUUAACAAAAAAGCUAAAAAAUGAUUAAAAAUACAUAAUUAAUUUGAAAUUAAUCGAAUGUUAUUUUCAAUUCACUUACAUUACUCGACGACAUCUCCGAUUGCUUCUCAGCGCCAUUUAAUUACAUCUCCAUGAAUUGUUG